Molecule: messenger RNA, 657 nt
Organism: Lathyrus sativus (Indian pea)
Lineage: Eukaryota; Viridiplantae; Streptophyta; Magnoliopsida; Fabales; Fabaceae
Source: the annotation of a GenBank genome assembly
AUGGGAACGGAAAUUUUGCUACCACAGGAUUGUUUACAUGAACGAAUCAGAGUUCCUUCGGCGAGUUUUUCUCGGCGAAGAACUUACGGAAAUUGCCAUAAUCAAUAUAACAAUUAUGGUAAUAGUUUUUAUGGGGUAACAAACUCCGGGAGGAUUAACAUUAACCGGAGACCGGUUAAUCGACCGGAGCAGAGAAAACGGGUUGCGGUGCCGGAGAGAAGACCUAGUUACGAUGAUUUGAAGGUGACGACGGAGAGAAGACCUAGUUACGACGAUUUGAAGGCAGCGACGGAGAGAAGACCCAGCUACGAUGAUUUGAAGAUGGCGAAAGGUGGUGAAUUGGUUAUGGAGAAGGUGAUGAUUCUCAGGAGAGGCGAAUCGUUUGAUUCGAAAAUGAACAACGAGGGUUUGAAGAAGGAAGGUGACGGUUUGGUUGUCAUCGGAACACAGAGACUCGGACCCGAUCCGAAUAUGGUUCCUAAACAGAUCCGGAUCGUUGAUUUCAAGACAGGUUGCGAAGUUUACGCCGGAUCCGCGUUCUCUAUGUCUCCGUCGCCGAGCGCUCUUCCAAUUCCGUCUUUUCAGAGGAAGUUUUCGCCGGUGGGCGUCGACGACUCCGCAACGUGGGAUCUGAGACGUCUCCUCCGUAUUGCAUGA